UAUCUUCCUUCUUCACUUCCCUUAAGUAGGGUUUUGAUCUCUCUAUAACCCUCGAAUCUAUACGUAUGUAGAGAUAUAUAGAGAGAAAUUGAAAAGUUUAUCUAGAGAUUAUUACAUAUAAAGGUAGAAUAUGGAUGCAUAUUCGUUGCAUCUAGCUAUGGCGGCACUAGUCGGAGCUUCAUUUGUUGCUGUUUCGGCUUAUUAUAUGCACCGCAAAACCCUAAAUCAAUUGCUGGAGUUCGCCAAAACUGUUGAGAAGGAGAGAAACGAUGGCGAAGAUGAAUUGCUGCAGCAUUACAGGAAGCAAAAUAGUACUGAGAAGCCGUUGCAGAGGCGGAACCAGGGAGGUCGGAUAAAUGGAUUUUAUCGUCGGGGUUCUGCUUCCUUGCCGGAAAUCACAUCGAUUUCUGGUGGUAGUGGUGGUCAUGAUGAGGAUGCUAUUCCAGCGGGGUUGCCAAGACUCCAUACGCUUCGAGAAGGAAAAUCUCCCAGCCACACAGGAUUGGCAAAGAGAGCUGGACACUUACUUAGACCAACUUCUCCAAAGUCUCCAGUUGCAAGUGCAAGUGCUUUUGAAAGUGUUGAAGGAUCCGAUGAAGAUGCUGAUUUAAAUGAAAGCAUCAAUCUAGAUCCUACAUACCUUCACACAAAUGGAAACACUGGGGCAGAAUGUGAGGGUGUUAAUGCAAAUGGUGAACAAUUGCCAAUUCCUGCAUCUUCUAUGAUACGAUCACACAGUGUAUCUGGUGACCUACAUGGUGUACAACCUGAUCCUGUAGCUGCUGAUAUUCUUAGAAAAGAACCAGAGCAUGAAACUUUUGUCAGACUUAAAAUCAGCCCACAUGAGACACCAUCACCUGAUGAAGCAGAAGUCUACAGGGCUUUACAAGUUUGCCUUGAAAUGAGAAACAGUUAUGUUUUCAGGGAAAGCAUUGCUCCAUGGGAGAAAGAGGUCAUAUCUGAUCCAAGCACUCCUAAACGCAAUCCAAAUCCUUUUGAUUAUGUCCCUGAGGCUAAAUCUGAUCAUUACUUUGAAAUGGAAGAUGGAGUCAUUCAUGUUUAUGCAAAGAAAAAUUCAAAUGAGAAGCUUUUUCCUGUUGUUGAUGCAACAACCUUUUUCACUGAUUUGCAUCACAUCCUUAAAGUGAUUGCUGCUGGGAAUACACGAACAGUAUGUCAUCACAGGCUUGGUCUCCUUGAACAGAAAUUCAACCUUCAUUUGAUGCUAAAUGCUGACAAAGAAUUCUUAGCUCAAAAAAGUGCACCACAUCGUGACUUUUAUAAUGUUAGAAAAGUCGAUACUCAUGUUCAUCAUUCUGCAUGCAUGAAUCAAAAACAUCUCUUGAGAUUCAUCAAGUCCAAGUUGAGAAAAGAACCUGAUGAGGUUGUAAUAUUUCGGGAUGGAACUUAUCUGACAUUAAGAGAGGUUUUUGAGAGCUUGGAUUUAACUGGAUAUGACCUCAAUGUUGACCUGUUAGACGUACAUGCAGACAAAAGCACAUUUCAUCGUUUUGACAAAUUCAAUCUCAAAUACAAUCCCUGUGGUCAAAGUAGACUUAGGGAGAUUUUCUUGAAACAAGAUAAUCUAAUCCAGGGCCGCUUUCUUGCUGAAUUAACCAAACAAGUAUUUGCUGAUCUUGAUGCAAGUAAAUAUCAAAUGGCAGAAUACAGAAUAUCCAUAUAUGGUAGAAAGCAAAGUGAGUGGGAUAAUUUAGCAAGUUGGAUUGUAAACAAUGAACUCUAUAGUGAUAAUGUUGUCUGGCUGAUUCAGUUGCCUCGGCUUUAUAACAUAUACAAAGAAAUGGGAAUUGUGACAUCAUUUCAGACAAUUCUUGACAAUAUAUUCCUUCCUCUAUUUGAGGUUACAGUCGAUCCAGGAUCACAUCCUCAAUUGCAUGUUUUCUUGAAACAAGUUGUGGGAUUGGAUUUGGUGGAUGAUGAAAGCAAGCCAGAAAGACGCCCUACAAAGCACAUGCCAACACCUGAGCAAUGGACCAAUAUCUUUAACCCUGCCUUCUCAUACUAUGUUUACUAUUGUUAUGCAAAUCUCUAUACCCUAAACAAGCUUCGUGAAUCAAAAGGCAUGACUACCAUCCGAUUCCGCCCUCAUUGUGGGGAGGCUGGUGACAUUGAUCAUCUUGCUGCUGCAUUUCUUACAACUCAUAACAUUGCACAUGGGAUCAAUCUCAGAAAGUCUCCUGUACUUCAAUACCUCUACUACCUUGCUCAGAUUGGUCUUGCCAUGUCACCAUUGAGCAACAACUCAUUAUUUCUGGAUUAUCACCGAAACCCUUUUCCAAUGUUUUUCCUACGUGGCCUUAAUGUCUCUCUAUCUACUGAUGACCCUUUACAAAUCCAUCUCACAAAGGAGCCCUUAGUUGAGGAGUACAGUAUUGCUGCUUCUGUAUGGAAAUUAAGCGCGUGUGAUCUUUGUGAGAUUGCGCGUAAUUCAGUAUACCAGUCUGGUUUUUCCCAUGUUCUCAAGUCGCAUUGGAUUGGGCCGGAGUAUUACAAGAGAGGACCAGAUGGGAAUGAUAUUCACAAGACAAAUGUGCCACAUAUUCGACUUGAAUUUCGUGACAUGAUUUGGAGAGAGGAGAUGCAACAGGUAUAUCUAGGGAAGGUGCGUUUGCCUGAAUACAUUGAGACUUAGCUUCCUUCUUCAAUCACACGCCCUAAAGCUUAAGAGCUAAUGUGAGGGGUCAACUCAGGAGUUCAGUGAAAGCUUUAGGUCAACACUAAGUGUAAACUGUAAAUUAUAACGUAAUGUGAGGUUGUUAAGUACCACUCCAAAUAUAAUUAUAUAAAAGCAAGAUAAAAUAAUAAUCUUAAAGAUGAUUUUGCGUUAA
Lactuca sativa (garden lettuce) is the source of this 2849-nucleotide messenger RNA. Its product is annotated as AMP deaminase. Gene Ontology annotation, cellular component: cytosol. Lineage: Eukaryota; Viridiplantae; Streptophyta; Magnoliopsida; Asterales; Asteraceae. The record is from RefSeq and is a predicted model, not a curated record. Gene Ontology annotation, molecular function: AMP deaminase activity. Gene Ontology annotation, biological process: AMP metabolic process; IMP salvage.